Paramuricea clavata is the source of this 8825-nucleotide messenger RNA. The record is from the annotation of a GenBank genome assembly. NCBI's taxonomy places the organism in Eukaryota, Metazoa, Cnidaria, Anthozoa, Malacalcyonacea, Plexauridae.
AAGCCGUGUAUGUUUUAACAGAACUAUAUUUACAUUUUUUGUGUGUUUUUUUUAUGUAGAUCAAAUAUAAUAGAUGUGAAUAUGUAAUAGAUACAAAUUAUAUUUACAGUGGAAUAGUGAAUUUACAGGUUGUCAAUGCAGAAGUUAUGUUUCUUAAUUUGUGUCUUAAAUUUUGAUAAAAUUUUCUCCUCUUUAAGUUCAUUUGGUAAGAAGUUCCAAAGAAAAGCCGCAGAAACUGCAAAGCUUUUUUUAUAACAUUCAGUUCGAACAUUAGGUAUCUGAACAUUUAAAUCAGAUGACCUCAAGUCAUAAGUAGUUGAGCCAGACUGCUUCUCAAACAUUUCAGAUAAAUGUGAAGGAGAGUUUCCAUUCAUAAUUUUGUGCAUCAUCAUAGCUUUCUGAACUUUGCGGUUGUGUGCCAGGGUUGACCAACCCAAAUCAGAAAAAACAUCGCAUGUGUGAACGGUUCUGUAUGGGGCUCCAGUAAUGAUACGAGCUGCACGAUUUUGCAACUUUUGGAGUUGAUCGGCUAGCGUCAUAUCAAUACUGUCCCACACAGUGCUGCAGUAAUCAAAGUGAGGUUUUACGAUUGUGUAGUAUAUGUUAAUGAGAAGCUGCCGGCUCAAAUAUGGUUUUGCCUUUUUCAUAACGCGUAAAUUUGUUAUAAUUUUAUUUUUUAUGUUUUGAACAUGACCAUUCCAUGUUAGGUUUUCAUCGAUUUUGAGCCCUAAGCAAGUAACUUCAUGUACCUGCUGGAGAGUUAUUCCAUCAAUUGUUAAGUCAAAAUUUUCAGUAUGGGUGGCUAAUCUUUGUCUUGAGCCAACCAUCAUAAUUUCAGUUUUAACAACAUUCAAUGUGAGUUUGUUUGCACAUAGCCAUUCCACAACACACUGAAUAUCACGUUCUAAUAGUGAUUUGAUUUCUGAGAUGCUACAACCUGAUACAUUGAGGUUUGUAUCAUCCGCAAACAUUAUUGUGGAGCUAUGGGUAACACAAUUUGGUAAAUCAUUUAUGUAAAUUAGAAAUAGAAGUGGUCCUAAAAUAGUUCCUUGUGGGACCCCACAAGAAAGUAUUUGUGCGUCUGAUAAAACUCCAUUCACACUGUACAUUUGCAUUCGACCACUGAGAUAAGAUUUAAACCAGUUAAUUGUUGGUUGAUCUAAGCCAAGAUACUGUAAUUUAUGUACUGUAGAUCAGGAGGGAAAGCCACUAGAUAGUACGUGGCGUGCUCUCUUUAAUGUGCAAAAAAGCCACUAGAUAGUACGUGGCGUGCUCUCUUUAAUUUCUCUUGUCUUGGAUGCGCGCGCGUUAAUUGGAUCACUUCACUGCGUUUCGAAUGACGUGGUUGAUGUGCCGUUUAAUUAAAUUUCAAGUGACGCGAGCCAACAGAUCACGACACUUUUGUAUAUAAAAAGAGCGUGUGAAUUAAACAAGUCACAUAUUAUUAGCACUGAUGAAGAUCCGGGCUUACGGAUCGAAAGCUUUGCAGUAAUAAAUGUAAGUGGUGUUUCCACAAACAAAACCUAUUAUACUGUAAUUUAUCCAGUAAAAUUUCAUGGUCCACAGUAUCAAAAGCAUUUUUAAGGUCAAGAAAUAGGGCUCCGUUGAUUAGUUUUCUGUCAAUGUUAAAACACCAUUCGUUAGUCAAAUCUAACAUUGCUGUUGCAGUUGAAAACAUUGAACGAAAUCCCGAUUGUUUAGGAUUAAUCAAAUUGUGCUUGUGGACAUAGUUCUCUAAUUGAAUGUAGACAAGUUUCUCAAAUAUUCUAGCAAUUGCAGAAAUAACCGAGAUAGGCCUAUAGUUGUCAGAUUCACAGCGCUCUCCUUUUUUAAAUAUUGGAAUCACUUUUGCCUUUUUCCAGUCGCUGGGAAAUGUAUUACUUAGUAAAGAUAAGUUGAAAAGUUUAGCCAAUGAAUCACUAAUAUAUGGAGCUGAGAUUUUCAACUCCAACUGCUUUUGCUGCAUCACUAGUUUUUAGUAAUGCUUCGACUUGGUGAGAAAAAAUCUUUUGAAACCCAAAUACUGUAUUAGAUUUAUUUAGGUAAUCUGUAAAUGAUUUCUCGUUGGAUGCGGAUGGUAUUUUUGAUGCCAGUUUAGGACCAAUUUCUGUGAAAUGAGUAUUGAGUGUGUUUGCUAUAUCUUUAGCCUUGGUUAUAGACUCAGAAGGCGAAAUGUUUAUUUUAUUUAUCUCAGUAAUUUUUGCUUUUCUAUUCAUCAGGUCAUUUAGCACUUUCCAAGUACCUUUUGAGUUUCCUGAAUUAUUUUUCAAUUCAUUUUUAAAGUAGCAUUUUUUGGGGGGUUUUUUUCACCAACUGAUUGACUGCAUUUCUUUUCACUUUGAAUUGCAGCCAGUCAGCUGGUGAAUUUGAUUUGGUAGCUUUUUUCUUCAACAUAUCUUUUGCAUACAGUUCACGCUUUAAUUCAGAAUUAAUCCAAGGAGAUGGUCUGUUGCGUAUUCUUUUUGUUCGGCAAGGCGCAUGCUUAUCAAGAAUACCUAGCAUUUUCAAUUUACAUUCUUCCCAAACAAUGUUUAUGUUGUCUUCACUGUUUGGGGAUGGCCAUAUUGUGUUUUUGAUAGGUAGGUAGGUAGGUAGGUAGGUAGGUAGGUAGGUAGGUAGGUAGCCUAGGUAGGUAGGUAGGUAGGUAGGUAGGUAGGUAGAUAGAUAGAUAGAUAGAUAGAUAGAUAGAUAGAUAGAUAGAUAGAUAGAUAGAUAGAUAGAUAGAUAGAUAGAUAGAUAGAUAAGUAGAUAGAUAGAUAGAUAGAUAAGACUUUAAUUCCUUCAAUACUGAAGAUAUGUACAAAAUAUUUAAAAGCUAAGGUAAAAUUAAAUUAAUUAAGAUAAACGAAUGCAUGUUGGUACUGUUUAAAUGUAUCUAGUCUAAGCUGUGAUUGUACACAAUUUGCUGAUAUGUUUUACUACAAUUAAGGCUAGUUCGUCUUUUAGGCUUACAUUCCCCCCAAAAAUGGGAUUAAGUCCACCAAGUAGGCUUACAUAAAGGUCUACAUCGUCCAUGGAAUGAAGUGCAGCUAAAACAUUGGUCGGAGGUUUAUCAGAUAUUUCUUCCCACAAGUUAUUCCGUCAAAUGCUCUUGUGUGGACAAAUCAUAAUAAAAUGAAAAUUGAUGUUCCAGAUUUGUGCUUGGCAUAAUGUACACCGAACAAUGGGAUUGCAUGUCGUUUCCGCAAAUAAUUUUAACCAACUUGGCAAUAGAUAGUUUCUCGCAAGGGUUACGUUUCGCUAAUUCCCACAGGUAUAACGGUGUCAAAUUCGUAUGGAUUUCUUUAAAGAAGAAAAGUUCUUCUUUAUGCAACAUUCCGUUUUUCCACUUUUCGGUUUCAUAAUUUUUUAUUUGGGUUUGAACUAUUUUUUUCCAUUUGUUUUUGGAUGGAAUAAUUGAUUCAUGUACAAAUGUUGCCAGGUAAUCGAAUAAGUCGUAUUUAUUCAGGAUACGCAGAAUAUCAGAGUAAAUCCAAGUUUCUGCUUUGUGGGAUUUGCGAGAUACGAAAAUAAUCUAUUGAUAAAAAUUGGCUUUGCUGUCAUUGUAACGCUUGAUAGACUUAAGCGACCAAAGUACAUCAGUUUUGCUUUAUCUAUCUGCCCCGGCCCUCCAUAGACCACAACGCCAGACUGCCAAGUGCCGCUUCAGAUCGUGUAUUAGGUUCGAGACCUUGGAUACGCUUCGCGCUAUGGCGUAAGCUUCUUUCAAUGGAUAACAGUUCUUGUUCAGUCAUGUUGUUCCAAAGUUCACAGCCGUAAAGAGCAGUGGGAAUUACAACAGAGCGCCAUAAGUUGGCACCACAAAUUGGGUUUAAGGCAUUAGGACGUACUCCAUGUUUGGAAAGGCAUGCCAUUGUGGAUUUGGUUUUAGCACGAGCUUCAAGCGUUCUUCUCAGGCUAGAAAAGUUACAUGAUAGCUCAAUUCCAACAUGUGGCCAAGUUUGUUUUUCUUUUAUUGGAACUCCAUACAGAGUCCAUGAUCUUGAAUCGGUUAAUCUGUUUCGCAUUUGUGUAGUUUCACCGAAUGUUAUUACUGUCGUUUUUGAUGGAUUAAAUUCGAAAUGCCAUUUGAAACUGUAAUUUUCUAAACAGUUGAGCAUAACUUGCAAGCAUUUAACGCGAUUCGACUGCAUGGCAAUGUCAUCAGCAACCAAAAUAGGCUUCCAUCGGAGGUUGUUAAGCCAUAGACUUUCGUUGCAUUCAUUUAGAACCUGUGGUAAAUCAUUAUUAAAUAUCAUAAAAAGCCAUGGCAAUAACACGCCACCUUGUCGUACACCUUGAAGAAUAGGAAAUUCUUUAAAACUGUGGCAAUUGAUACACCAGGCGGAAAUCUUAGUUUAAAGAUAAAGAGCAGAGCCCAGCAAAUAACUUUAAAACCAAACAUAAUAAAAGUAAAAUUUUAAUUAGCUAACGUUUCGUUGUUUACAAUACAACAUCUUCAGAGCAAUCUAAAUGAAUUUACAGGGUAUGGUAUAUAUAUAUUUACAAAAUAAUGGUUUAAUAUUACAAAAACGGUUACAUAGUUUGAAAGAAUAAAUGAGUAGAAAGAAAGGAAAACAACUUAUCAGUAACUGGUUAAUAUUAAGUAAAGAUUAAUGUUAAGUGCAUGGUUAGUAUAUAGUUAAGGUUAAUAUUACAUAACUAAAUAACUCAAGAGGGGUAGAUCUAAUAUUAGCAUUAAGGACAGGGUUAAGUUGAGAAAUUAAUAGGCUUUCACGGAUAAGAAGAUCCCACUCAGAAGUGCCUGAUGAUACAAUUUUGAAAUCAGAAGCGGAGACUGGGUGUUUGUGCAUGUGUUUGUGAGCGAGUAUACUAGACAUGGUUGAGAUAGAGCGUUCUUUUCCAGUCAAAGGCGAGACUCCCAUAUGCUCUGAGAUACGUGUGUGAAUGUGUCGGCGUGUUUGGCCAACAUACAAUGCGCUACAGCAUUGACACGUGAACUGAUACACAACAUGUGAUCUCAGGGAUCACAACAUGUGAUCCCUUUUUUCAUGUGAUCUCUCCUUAACUAUAUACUAAUGUUAUACACGGAAAUAAUACACUAGAAUUAUAUGCACGAGUGUUGCACGUGAUGAUCACAUGAAGCAUACAAUGAACCAUUGAUGAACAAUGCACAGUAGCAUAUAUAAUUUAAUUAACAGGAAACAAUGUGUAUGACACUGUCAGGAAACAGUGAGUGUAUUAGAGCCAAGCUGACUUUCUGACAUCACAUGAACAACAACAAGCCCAAUUGGCAACACUAAUAUCGCAAAAUACUUUACAGGUGGGUCCUGCCCUCCAUCCCACACCAUUUUUUGGUACGCCGACACAUGACCUUACAGCAUUUCUUGGCCACUUUGAACGGUACUCUAAUUUCUGUGGGUGGGAUUCUAAACAACGUCUACGGGCCCUACCCCUUCACUUACAGGGUAAUGCUGGAUCUUGGUAUGCUAGUCUUAAUACUAGUUUUGAGAGUUAUGAUGCUUUAAUUAAUGCACUAAAAGAACAGUUUAGUAACCCGGCAUCACUGUGGCUCUUGCGUCAACAAUUAUCAUCAAGAAAGCAGAAUGAAACUGAGCCUGUAGCUAAUUAUGCAGCAGAAAGGCCAUGUUAUAUUGGGACAGCCAAAAACUCUGGCAGAGGCAGAAAACCUUGCUCUUCUUAAAGAAGCUGUUUCAGUGAGUACUCCUAAUUUGGCACAGUAUAAAUUUGAAUCCCAGCUUCCGAUUAUAUUCCCUAUUGGGUUUGGAAUGAUCAUGCGGAAAUUCUAACCGAAGUUGUAACUAACGUCUGGAAUUUGUCCCUUUCAUCACAUACUUGGCCAGAUUCAUGGAAAAGAGCGAAUAUUAUAACCCUCUUGCAAAGGUUGAUUUACCAAAGGAAGAUGGUGACUUUCGUGGAAUAAAUAUUACACCUGUAAUUGCGAGGACCUUCGAAAAGCUCGUUUAUAAUAGUCAGGUCAAGUCGACAGUUGAGGAAAUUUUAUCCCCAACGCAAUUUGCGUACAGGAAGGGGGGGAGUUGUACAAACGCUCUGUUAACUAUUCAGAACAAAGUACUCAGCUUCUUAGAUAGAGCGAACUGCAAAGCAGUUAGACUGUUUUCUAUGGAUUUUAGCAAGGCUUUCGACUCAGUGAAACAUUCACUCCUCUCGGAAAAGUUAAAAACUGUGCCACUCAACCCUUAUAUCAUAAAUUGGUAUUUAAAUUUUCUAAAGAAUAGAAAGCAAAGAGUCUUUUGUAACGAUUUUUGUGGAGAAUGGAUGGAUGUUAAUAAGGGUACAACACAGGGGAGCGUAAGUGGCCCCUACCUUUUUAAUAUUUUCCUAAAUUAUUUAGAGGUGGACAUAGACGGCGAAAACGCUUUUUUUUUAAAUAUGCGGACGAUUCAAAUAUAAUAGUGCCAGUUUGGAGUGAGGGUCCUGAUACAUCAACAGAUACAGUUGGACAAUUCCUGAGCUGGUCUGAUGAUAAUUUUAUGACUUGUAACCCUGGUAAAUGUAAAGAGCUUAUCAUCCGGAAGAAGGGAUAUAAUGAUCAACUUGACAAUGUUUAUAAUAUACCCCAAUGCAAAGAACUUCCCAUUUUAGGUACUACUUUUCAAGACAAUCUCAAGUUCACUAGUCAUGUGCGAGGUAAAUUGGUCAAAGCAAACAAAUGCUUGUACGUUAUACGAACACUCAGGGCAGAAGGCUAUAGCCAAUGUGAGAUAGAUUAUCUAUUUAAGACCCUAGUAAUAUCUACUAUAACGUUUGGCCUGUCCGUCUACAGUUCUUCUCCAGCCGAACUCAAUACUCUACAACGGUUUUUUGACAGAUGUUUUAAGCGAAAGUAUAUAUCAGAACCUGUAAAUAUUAGAUAUCUUUUAGAAAUACAAGACAGAAAUAUUUUUAAGGCUUCUGUAAAUCAGAAGAGUGCCAUAGUCGACUUGAUACCAAGAAAAAAUCCACAAGCUACUCUUUGAGGACAGAGUUUAGUCAGUAUCCAAGAGUGAACACGGAACGUUUUAAAUUGUCGUUUGCAAAUAGAUUAAUUUUUAACUAUAACCUAUUCAUAUGAUGUAAACUUUACUAAUCUAUUCUUAAUAUGUACUUGUAACAUAAGAUAUGUAUUUUUAUCUUUUGAUCUAUUAAAAAGACUUUUGAAUUGAAUUUUGAAUUAGUUAUUAAAAGUUUAGAGGCACUUGCAAGCGACAAACAGCAAAAUCAAGCACCAAAUAUAGCUGCUUACAGUAAUUAUUUGAAACCUGGGAUACUUGAUCAGGAAGUACAUAAUUUCAACCUUGGUCAAUACCGUUCACGCCAUCCCUCACCACCUGGCUCAAUGCAUGACUCAAAUAACAUAGCAAAAUUAAUUCGAGAGGAAGUGCGGCGACAAACACAAUACCUCACCCAAACAAACCGCCCAUCAAGUUCUGGUGUUCCUUCUAACCGUAACCGUCGCACAACUGAUGGCUUAUCCAUAUGCAACAAAUGCAAUAAAGUUGGCCAUAUUGCUCGUAACUGUAGGGCUGGAGGAAUACAACAUCAGCCCCCACAAGUUUCUCAGCAUAAUUUUCACAUCCGUCCUGGCAUGCAACGUCAAUUUUCAUCUCAGUUUAAUUCAUAUGCUCGUCCUGGCAUGCAACACCAGCCUGUACAGAGACCCCAAUUUAAUUCAAACAUACAUCCUGAUGCUCCCACAUUCAAUCCACAACAAGGGCGAACUGCCAACAACCCAUUUAAUGCGGAAUCGGGAAACUAAUGGCUGCUUCUUUAUACCGGGACGAUAGGGAAGCAAUGAUUUUUGAAGUAUUUGAGAAGUCCAAAUGUCUCGAAAUGUUUAAUGAAAAUGUUGUUGAAAAUUUACCUGACAAAUUUAAUGAUGUAUCAGAUAUGCUAAUUAAUAUAGAAGAAAAAGGGCAGCAUGAUUUUGACAGCCCCCAUGUCCUGUUGAAACAAGUGUGAAUAUACAUCCUGAUCUUGUAGAUAUUGAUUUUAGUUUACCUGCAGGCAAGUCACUUAGCGUAUUAUGUGAGGAGAAUAACUCCUCUGGCCUACCGAAGAUAAAUUGUGAUACAUUGACAACAAAUGUAAACCCAGUGAGUCAAAUGUGUAAAUGUAGUUUUGAGGUGACCGCGUCACCAUGUGUAAAUGUACCACAGCAAGUCAAAUUUAGUGCUAGAGAACAAUUUCUCUUACCUCAUACAAUAGAUGUACCAGUCUGUAAUGAUCUAGUAGACCUGUCAUAUGAAGUUAAUAAAGAAACAAGUAAGGAAGCAAGUGUAGUUGUUUUGAAUUCUGACCUGGAAGGCCUGUCAUAUCCUGUUCCAAAAACCUCUGUGCACGCUGUUAAUUCUAUUUCAUUUGAGUUUCGCAAUAAUUGUCCAUUCUUGCAAGGUCAAGUAAGUGGUAUACCUACGUCUAUUUUAUGCGACACUGGAGCAUCUGUCACCACGAUUAGUGAGAAGUUAUUUAACAAAUUCCCUAAUUGCAAGAAAAUGCCUAGCGGUAAAACAUUUCAACAAACUAUUAGAACUGUCAGUGGUGAAAACAUGCCCAUCAAUGGUGUGGCAUUAGUUCCCUUUCAAAUUGGUGAGUAUGACUAUACAUUUUAUGCAUACAUCAUAGAAAAUUUAACUUAUGAUGCAAUUCUUGGGUCUGACUUCCUAGGUCAUUAUCAAGGUGUUAUCGAUUUUGACAACCAGUCUCUUGAAUUAUUGCCACCAAGUGAAAAGUCACCACCUUACCCAGCAUUAAAUCUUUUGUGUUCAGUACAUGCAUAUAAAACAUGUGUUUUACCACCAAAUACAGAAUCAGUCAUUCCAACAACAUUAAAAUGCAACAUAGAUCUCCCAACAGAUGGUUUA